Diprion similis is the source of this 2236-nucleotide messenger RNA. It is a transcript of the gene Rpn6, whose product is annotated as 26S proteasome non-ATPase regulatory subunit 11. Gene Ontology annotation, biological process: ubiquitin-dependent protein catabolic process. Gene Ontology annotation, cellular component: proteasome regulatory particle, lid subcomplex. The record is from RefSeq and is a predicted model, not a curated record. The transcript has 4 exons. The coding region runs from base 158 to 1429 and encodes 423 amino acids. NCBI's taxonomy places the organism in Eukaryota, Metazoa, Arthropoda, Insecta, Hymenoptera, Diprionidae. Gene Ontology annotation, molecular function: structural molecule activity.
AAAGGCAGUGUGAACCUGACAAAACAGAAAGCGGGUCGUGCGUGUGCAAAGGGAGAAUAAUAGAUAAUUUCAUUCAUCCGCAAGUCUUAUGAUAUCUGAUAAUCAGACUUUGAGUGUAGUUUAAUUAUUUGGUGAACGAUAUACCGUCUAUUCGGAAAUGGCAGGUGCGAUGCUGUUCGAACGUGCCCAAGCAGUAUCUAUGACGAACAGGAGUGAGGGAAUUUCGCUCCUCAACGAGAUUGUCUCAGACCCGAGUAUCGGGAUCGCCGAAGAUGACGAGGACAAUAUUAGAGUGAAGGAACAAGGCAUCCUUCACCUGGGUGAACUUUACAAAAAGGAGGGCAAGGCCAAGGAAUUGGCAGACCUGAUUAAAGCCACCCGACCCUUCCUCAGCCUCAUCAGCAAGGCAAAGGCAGCUAAGCUAGUUCGGUCUCUGGUAGAUUUUUUCCUCGACUUGGAAGCUGGUAUUGGUAUCGAGGUACAAUUAUGCAAAGAGUGUAUAGAAUGGGCAAAAGAAGAGCGGAGAACGUUUUUGAGGCAAUCUCUAGAGGCACGACUAGUAGCGCUUUAUUUCGACACCGGGAUGUUCGGCGAAGCCCUUCAACUUGGUUCAGCCCUUCUUAAAGAGCUGAAAAAACUUGACGACAAACAGCUUCUUGUCGAGGUCCAACUGCUCGAAAGUAAAACCUAUCAUGCACUUAGUAAUCUGGCUAAAGCCAGGGCAGCGUUAACAAGUGCGAGAACAACCGCAAAUGCCAUCUAUUGUCCGCCAAAAAUGCAAGCCGCUUUAGACCUACAGUCUGGGAUAUUGCACGCUGCUGAUGAGCGAGAUUUCAAGACUGCCUACUCAUACUUUUACGAAGCUUUUGAAGGAUAUGACAGUGUUGAGUGUCCCAAAGCUUUGACAGCCCUAAAAUACAUGCUUUUGUCAAAAAUAAUGUUACGCACCCCAGAAGAUGUUCAAUCAAUAAUGUCCGGUAAACUGGCCGUUAAAUAUGCCGGUCGUGAUCUUGACGCUAUGCGAGCUGUUGCCGAAGCUAGCCAUCGACGAUCAUUGGCAGAGUUUCAGAUUGCUGUUAAAGACUACAAACAACAACUUGAGGAAGAUGUUAUUGUCAGAGCGCACUUAGGAUCCCUCUACGAUGCUAUGCUUGAACAAAAUCUUUGUCGUCUUGUCGAGCCCUACUCACGUGUGCAGGUGGGUCACAUAGCUUCGUGUAUAUCACUGCCAUUGGCUCAAGUAGAAAAGAAACUGUCACAAAUGAUAUUGGACAAGAAAUUGAGAGGCGUGUUGGAUCAAGGAGAAGGUGUCUUGAUCGUUUUUGAAGAUACGCCAAGAGACAAAACGUACGAGAUUGCUCUGGACACGCUACAUAGCAUGGGCAAAGUAGUCGAUACUUUGUACCAGAAAGCUAAGAAACUCACCUAGCCCUAUUUAUUAAAAAUUUGUAUAAGCAAAAUCUAUUAAUAUUACCAUUAUUAUAAUUGCUACUACCGAUUACUACGAUUAAUGAUUAGAUGCUGUCGUUAAAUAUUAAACGAAUUAACUCCAUUCACCUACUGAUUACUAAUUCGAGUUUGGUCUAGACGAUCAUGUUUCAACUCACGAAAGCGAAAGAAAAACAAUUUUUUUUCUCAAAUUAUUCUCAAUAGGUAUGAUUUGCACUUCGAAUGUUGCUAGGCACGUACGAAUCGACAUACAAAAUACGUUAUUGAGUUUAAUACUUGCUUCCCAUGUACUUUUGGUGUCAUUUGCAUUUUUAUAACCAUCGAAAUUGAACAACAUAACGGUGAAUUUACUCAAAUUGUAUUACAACCACCUCACAGACAAAACAAUACAAAACAUCAUCCCUGAGAAAGAAAGUAUAUAUCUCUAAUCCUGUUUUUAUUGAAGCGAUAUGAAUAUAUCGAUUCAACCAAGUGUUACCCCCGAAUAAAACAGUCGUUGAUUAUCGCGAAAACAGACAACUACAUCAGCAACAUCUUGACUUUCAUCAUUAAAAUCGAUAGUUGGAAAAAAACAAUUUUGGUAAUAAAUUAUGAUCGUUUCAACUGAAUGAAUCCAAUCCGUUGCCGGUAAACUAGCUCAUCGUUUGAGAUUUGAUUUACAAAGUCGACUAAUUAUGGUGAUUUGUUGGUACUUACGUACUCAAUAUAGAAUACAUACGACACAUUAUUAUAUCUACAAAACGUGAAGAACUGAUGGUUUCUUAAUAAAUGAAUAAUAAAAAACCAA